This is a messenger RNA of Argiope bruennichi, 1332 nucleotides long. RefSeq lists its product as uncharacterized. The coding region runs from base 1 to 1332 and encodes 443 amino acids. The record is from RefSeq and is a predicted model, not a curated record. The transcript has a single exon. NCBI's taxonomy places the organism in Eukaryota, Metazoa, Arthropoda, Arachnida, Araneae, Araneidae. Gene Ontology annotation, biological process: DNA integration. Gene Ontology annotation, molecular function: nucleic acid binding.
AUGAACAAACUCAUACCGAAAUCUAAUAAAUUACUCCCUUUAAAUAUAUUUUUGGAUAAAGAUGGGAUUCUCAGAGUGGGAGGUCGGCUUUCUAAACAUCCGACUCUUCCCUACGAUCAAAAAUUUCCAAUAGUCAUCCCCAAAAGACAUCAUAUAACUCCCCUUAUAAUUCGACAUUUUCACCAACUCAGUCUCCAUGCUGGACCAGAAUUGGUUUUAUCACUCAUUCGUCAAAAAUUCUGGAUUCCUGAUGGUCGUUCCACGGUUCGUCGAGAAAUCAAACGUUGUAUCGUUUGCUGUCGAUUAAAUUCUAAACCUUCGAAUCCUAAGAUGGGAGAUUUGCCAAGUAGUCGAAUAACAAAAUCUCGUCCUUUUGAAAAAGUUGGGGUAGAUUUCGCAGGACCGUUAGUCACAAAAUGUCAGCAUCUCAGAGAAGCUACCCAAUUCAAGUGUUACCUUUGUUUAUUCAUAUGCACAGCGACUAGAGCAUUUCAUCUCGAACUCGUGUCCAGUAUGUCUACGGAAGCAUUAUUAGCCGCACUUCGUCGAUUUAUAGCACGACGAGGUCAUCCCACUGAUAUCCUGUCAGACAAUGGAUCGAAUUUCAUAGGUUCAGAUAAUUAUCUAAAGCAAUUAUUCACGUUAGUCCAAGACCAGUCUGUCCAAAAUUUCCUGACCGUGAGAAACAUCAGUUGGAAAUUCAUUCCACCAUAUGCUCCCAAUUUCGGUGGUGUUUGGGAGUCAUCCAUCAAACUCGCCAAAAGACAUCUCUUUAAAACUUGUCAAGGACAUUUGCUUAAUUUUGAAGAACUGUCCACUCUCUUAUGUCAGAUAGAGGCCUGUAUUAAUUCAAGACCUCUAGUACCACUUUCCAAUGAUCCAGCUGAUCUCAGAGCUCUCACCCCUGGGCAUUUCCUAAUCGGGGAACCUCUUCUUGAGCUUCCUGAAGGAACUAGUCUCACUAAUCAAAAUCUUAGUCUUUCUUGCAGAUGGAAAAGUCUCUUACAGUUAAAACCUCAAUUUUGGAGUAGAUGGACUAGAGACGUCCUUCACCAUUUGCAAGCCCGACGGAAGUGGCAUCAACAUCGUCCUCUUUUGAGUGUCGGAGAUCUCGUCCUUAUUCAAGCUGACAAAAUGCCUCCAUUAUCCUGGCCACUAGCGCAUAUCCUGGAGAUUAUUCCGGGAACAGAUGGUAUCCCUAGAGUUGCCCUGCUUCGUACUCCAUCAGGACCUGCCAAAAGAGCCAUUAACCGACUCAUUGCACUCCCGGUGCCGACAUGCCGCACCCCGGAGGAUGGUGAUUCAUCUGAACGCCAACAGAUGGCGCAAUGA